CAGUGGAACGGAUGUGAAGGCGGAGUGUCUCGUUUCAUGACUUCAGGCAGAGAGCCACAUGUUGAUAUAUAACCGUCCGUUACCUCUCUAAUCUACAAUUCAACAGACGAGAGAUAAACAUCUCAUCUGGUUCACUUCUCCUGAACCCUGCAAACGACAAUAAACAAGUGUUUACAAUGAAUCAGGAAACACUCUCCCUCCAACCCUCCUCCCCCCUACCCCUCCCGGAGUCCCUGGGCCGUACCUCUCCUGGUAACACCUUACUGCUGGGUCUGAAGAGGUUGUCUGUGCGGCUGGUCGACUGCAGGAAAACACCGGAGCUAAGGGACAGUCCUAACCGUUACUCUCUCAGUAGAAGGGGCUUGUCAUCUGGGGAGGCUAAACAACAUCAUGAUAAUGAGGAGGCAGAGAAAAGUCUCUCCAGAUCAGAACACCUCAAGAAACACCAGCAGAGACCCACAAGGAAGAAAUCUCACUGCUGCUCUGACUGUGGGAAGAGGUUUACCUCUUCAGCAAACCUUAGACGACACCAGAUAAUUCAUACUGGAGAGAAACCUUACAGCUGUGAUCAAUGUGGGAAGAGAUUCAAUCAGAGAUUCAAUCUGAAGUCACACCAGAUCAUACACUCAGUAGAAAAACCUCACUGCUGCUCCCAGUGUGGAACUUGCCUCUCCUCUGCCAGGGCACUAGAAGGACACAUGCGGAUUCACACUGGAGAGAAACCGUACCAGUGCUCAGAAUGUGGGCAGAGAUUUACAUACUCCAGUGGUUUACGGUUACACGAGAGAAUAAAACACACCGGCGAAAAACCCCACUGUUGCUCUGACUGCGGGAAGAGAUUUGCUACAUCGCAAAGCUUAAAAGCUCACUGGCGGAUUCACACUGGAGAGAGACCGUUCCACUGCUCUGAGUGUGGGAAGAGUUUCACACAAGCCUCAGCACUGUCUGAACACAAACAAAUACACACAGGAGAGAAGCCUCACCAUUGUGAGCAGUGCGGCGGAAGCUAUUCCUCCGCUAAGUUACUCAGAAUACAUCAGAGGAUUCACACAGGGGAGAAACCUUACCAAUGCACUGACUGUGGGAAAAACUUCAGAUUUUUAUCUUCUUUAAGAUGUCACCAGCUAAGACAUACUGGAGAGAAGCCCCACCAAUGUACUGAGUGUGGGAAGAGGUUUGCUGUUAAGAGUGGGCUCUGGUCACAUAACAUAGUGCACACUGGAGAGAAAGGCUACCAAUGCCCACAGUGCGGUAAGAAGCUAGGAUCAUCUACUUCUCUAGAGCAGCAUAAGCGAACACACACUGGACACAAACCCUUCCACUGUUCCCACUGUAAAUUGAGCUUUGCCACUAAUUCAGCCCUGUACAAACACCAGAGAAUUCACACAGGUGAGAAACCACACAGCUGCAAUGUUUGCCAGAGGAGUUUUGGACGGUCGGAUCACCUGAAAAAUCACAUGCAAAUUCACACAGGAGAAAAGCCAUACCACUGCUCUAAGUGCGAGCUGAGUUUCACUAACAACAGAUCUCUGAAAGAACAUGAGGUCAGACACACAGAAGAUAAACCUCACUGCUGCUCCCAGUGCGGUGCUAGUCUCUCUUCUGCCAGGGCACUGGAAGGACACAUGCGGAUUCACACUGGAGAGAAACCGUACGAGUGCUCUGAAUGUGGGCAGAAGUUUGCACAUAGAGCCAAUCUUGGGAAACACCGAAGAAUACACACAGGAGAGAAACCCUAUCACUGCUCUGACUGCAAGAAGAGCUUUUCAAGACUUUACUAUUUCAAAAAGCACAAGUUCACACAUUCAGAGAAGAUAAUGCUGUAAUCUACACCUUUAUUAGCCUGAUAUAAUGCUGUAAUCUACACCUUUAUUAGCCUGAUAUAAUGCUGUAAUCUACACCUUUAUUAGCCUGAUAUUAUGCUGUAAUCUACACCCCGAUUAGCCUGAUAUAAUGCUGUAAUCUACACCCCGAUUAGCCUGAUAUUAUGCUGUAAUCUACACCGUUAGUAGCCUGAUAUAAUGCUGUAAUCUACACCUUUAGUAGCCUGAUAUAAUGCUGUAAUCUACACCUUUAUUAGCCUGAUAUAAUGCUGUAAUCUACACCUUUAUUAGCCUGAUAUAAUGCUGUAAUCUACACCCCGAUUAGCCUGAUAUGCUAAUUAAUUCUUAUAAUAAACGUUGUUUUAAGAAUCUG
Molecule: messenger RNA, 2196 nt
Organism: Oncorhynchus gorbuscha (pink salmon)
Lineage: Eukaryota; Metazoa; Chordata; Actinopteri; Salmoniformes; Salmonidae
Product: gastrula zinc finger protein XlCGF26.1-like
Exons: 3
Coding region: 177-1826 (549 amino acids)
Biological process (GO): regulation of immune system process; negative regulation of transcription by RNA polymerase II; regulation of cytokine production
Molecular function (GO): DNA-binding transcription factor activity; RNA polymerase II cis-regulatory region sequence-specific DNA binding
Source: RefSeq, a predicted model, not a curated record